GUGACAACAGUGACAACCGUGACAACGGUGACAACAGUGACAACGGAGACAACGGAGACAACGGAGACAACUGAGACAUCGGUAACAACUGCUAACACUCACAACCAUGACAACAGUGACAAUAGUGACAACAGCGAGAACAGUGACAACUGUGACAACAGUGACAACAGUGACAGCAGUGACAACUGUGACAACAGUGACAACAGUGACAAUGGUGACAACGGUGACGGCGGUGACAUCAGUGACAACAGUGACAACGGUGACAACAGUGACAACAGUGACAACGGUGACAACUGUGACAUAG
Porites evermanni is the source of this 304-nucleotide messenger RNA. Lineage: Eukaryota; Metazoa; Cnidaria; Anthozoa; Scleractinia; Poritidae. The record is from the annotation of a GenBank genome assembly.